Messenger RNA from Pelmatolapia mariae (spotted tilapia), 1709 nucleotides. RefSeq names its product GTPase IMAP family member 8-like. Gene Ontology annotation, molecular function: GTP binding. The coding region runs from base 73 to 1698 and encodes 541 amino acids. NCBI's taxonomy places the organism in Eukaryota, Metazoa, Chordata, Actinopteri, Cichliformes, Cichlidae. The transcript has 2 exons. The record is from RefSeq and is a predicted model, not a curated record.
UUAGUGUCUAAUAGUGUCUCUUGACCCUAUUCAACAGAGACACAAACCACACAUUAACUGUAAAAGACGAACAUGGCCAGCAAAUACAAGCGACUCGAGUCAGAGGAACCACAAAAGAAAGAGAUAAAAGAGAAACCAGACCUCAGGAUGGUGCUUCUUGGAACAACUGGAUCUGGAAAAAGUGCAUCGGGAAACACCAUCUUAGGAAGAGAGGAUGCUUUUGAAUCUAAACCGUCUCCGAACUCAGUAACUUCAGAGUGUCAGAAGGAAAUGGGAGAGUUUGAAGGUCAAAAACUGGCUGUGGUCGAUACUCCAGGUGUGUUUGAUAAUGUUCAAACUGAAGAGGAGAUAAAGACAGAGAUCAGGAAAUCCAUCUCCUUUGCUGCUCCUGGUCCUCAUGUGUUCCUGGUUGUGAUCCGUGUGGACAGAUUCACAGAGAAAGAACGAGAAACAGUGAGAAUCCUUCAGCAGAUGUUUGGAGUCCACUUAGCAGGAUACACCAUGGCCUUGUUCACACGUGGAGAUGACCUGGAGCGUGGGGGAGUCACCAUAGGAAAUUUCAUCAGGGAAGAUCCAGCUCUCCGUGACUUCAUCCAUCAGUGUGGUGGAGGAUAUCAUGUUUUUAACAACAUAAGCAGAGAUCCCUCUCAGGUCAGAGAGCUGCUGGAGAAGAUCAACACCAUGGUUCAGAGAAACGGAGGAAGCUGCUACACCAACGAGAUGUUCAUACAGGCUGAGGAGGCCUUGAGAAAAGCAGAAGCAGACCUCAGGAUUGUUGUUGUUGGGAAAACUGGAGCUGGGAAGAGUUCAUCAGGAAACACCAUCCUGGGAGGAAAAGCCUUUAAAACCGCAUCAGCUUCAUCUCCUGCCUCGGUGACAUCAGAGUGUCAGCAGGAAGCAGCUCUGUUUGAUUUUCAGACCCUGGCUGUAGUUGAUACUCCAGGCCUGUUUCACACCGUGUUCACCUUAGGCCAGGUGAACACGGAGAUCAACAGAUGCAUCUCAUUGGCUGCUCCUGGUCCUCAUGCGUUCCUGGUUGUGAUCCAGCCGAACAUAUUUAUAGAUGAAGAAGGAGAAACAGUGAGAAUCCUUCAGGAGGUGUUUGGAGGCGGAGCAGCUCGUUACACCAUGGCGUUGUUCACACAUGUAGAUGAUCUGAAUGUCUCCAUAGAAGAAUUCAUCAUGAAAACUCCAGCUCUCCGUGACUUAGUCCGUCAGUGUGAAGGAGGAUAUCAUGUUUUUAACAACAGAAGCAGAGAUCCUGCUCAGGUCAGAGAGCUGCUCGAGAAGGUCAGCAUAAUGGUUCAGGGAAACGGAGGAAGCUGCUACACCAACGGGAUGUUUGAGAAGGCAGAGAAAGCUAUAACAGAAGAGAUGGAGCAACUUCAGAAGAACAGACCUGGGCUAAUGGCCACUGAAGCACGAUAUGAAGCAGAAAGAAACAACAAGUUUAUUCGGGGCAGCUGGGUUGGUGCUGUUGCUGGAGCUGUUGCUGGAGCUGCUGCUGGAGUCGGUGCUGGAGUCGGUACUGCGAUUGGCACCGAGCUUGCUAUUGGAGCUAUCGUGGGAGCUGCAGCUGGUCCAGUGGGACUGUUGGUGGGAGCUGGACUGGGUCUGGCAGUAGGAGCUGCAGUGGGAGCUGGAGUGGGUCAUACUACUGCUGCUAAAGUCAGGAAGCAGGCGUGUGUUACACAGUGAUGAAUAAUCAC